Molecule: messenger RNA, 3634 nt
Organism: Archocentrus centrarchus (flier cichlid)
Lineage: Eukaryota; Metazoa; Chordata; Actinopteri; Cichliformes; Cichlidae
Gene: tnfrsfa
Product: tumor necrosis factor receptor superfamily, member a
Exons: 10
Coding region: 244-1590 (448 amino acids)
Biological process (GO): TRAIL-activated apoptotic signaling pathway; positive regulation of apoptotic process
Cellular component (GO): cell surface; plasma membrane
Molecular function (GO): protein binding
Source: RefSeq, a predicted model, not a curated record
CUCACUGGUGCUCGGACCGUGUCUGUUUCUCCUCUCUCAGGAAAAAAAAAAAAUCCGUAAAGUUUGUACACUAAAACAGAGUAAACUCAUGACAGAAACCGGGUGAAGGACAGAGUGUAGGUCGAACUUUUGUUACUGCUUUCUUUUUCACUGUACGUGUGGGUUUUUAAAGACUUUAGAGUAGUGGUUUGUAAAGCGACUUUCCAGCUCCCUGGGAUUGUCUCUCAACGCGAAGUUCCCGAGAUGAACUUCGAUCCGGUGGUCGGGAAACUUCAUACCUUGAUGAUGCAGGUGAAGGUGGCCGCGCUCUUCAUCUGGCUUUGUCACGCAGCAGAACCUCCGGCAUCUCAGUGGUCCGGCGACGCAUACAAAAACCAAACCCUUCGACUACCCAAACCGUGUGUGGAGAAUGAACAGUACCUCUACCAGGGACGCUGCUGCCUCAAUUGCAAGGCUGGAACUUAUGUAAGUCUGGCCUGUGAAAGAGACCUGGAAGUAGGGAAGUGCAUUCCCUGUGAACAUGGACAGACCUACACAGAGCAUGCCAACGGGAUGUCCCGCUGUUUGCCGUGUACCCACUGCCGCUCAGAUCAGGAGGAAAUUGCAUCCUGCACCACGACUGCAGACACCAAGUGCCAGUGCAGACCGAAUACCUUCUGUGUUCCAGAUCAGGCCUGCGAAGUCUGCAAGCGCUGCGCCAAGUGUAAACCACACGAGGAGGAGCUGAGAAAGUGCACUCCCUUUUCUAACACGGUGUGUCGAAAACGGCCUCCGUCCUCUACCCCAGCCCCUCCGUCUCUCGCGCCCACCUCUGAUGCAGCAAGCAUCAUUAUUCCUCUUUGCAUUCUGAUAGCCGUCAUUAUCGUUAUCGUUAUUGCGCUGGCUCUGUGGUGGUUCAUAUUCAGGCAGCGUUCGUGUGAGAUACCAUGUUUGAAGCUCCACUGCGAGUCGAGUGAAAUUGUCAAGAUUCCCAUCGAUGAGAGUGGAGCCACAGCAGAGGAGAGACAGAAUGAUCAAAACGCGGGUCUGGAGGGCGAGGAGUCCCGCCCAGACUCAAGGCCACUGCUGCAGGAGACCCAGGCUGGGAUGACCAAGGCCUCCCCUCCCCUCGAAGAUGAAGACCGAGGAUUAGGGGACAGUUUGCCCAACACCACUAGUUCAUCUCAAACUAGCCUGUCAGCCCUGCCCACAGCAGUCUCCAACACCCCACACCAGAGCCCGACUACCUUCAGACAGCUGACUGCAGAUUUGGAUGAUCCUCUGCGAUAUCGACUGGUGCCACUACAAGGUUCAGAAAAGUCCCUGAGGAAGAGCUUUGAUUUGUUCGACGAGUACUUGGACUUGCGGAUCCACAACAAAUUCUUCAGAAUGAUUGGAGUCAGUGACAACCACAUUCGGCUUGCAGAGAACGGCGCCUCCAGUGAUAAAGUGUAUGAACUGCUGAAGAACUGGAUGCAGAGGCAGGGACUCAGAGCCGACAUCAAUGACCUGCUAGACACUUUGCUGACUAUGGAUCAGCGACGUUCAGCCGAGAGCAUCGCCUCUGAAGCUCUCAGAAGGGGCUACUAUAAGCAUGCAGACACACCCUGAAAAGCACCAGGGACUUCAAAUGAAGUAAACACAAAGUACUCAAUACAAGAAAAGCACAUAGACACUGGCAGCGGACGCUGUGUCUCAUGAACAGGCUUACCUCUUUUGUGGCUGACCGGCCAUGUAUUCAAAAGCCAGUAGUUUUAAAAAAAAAAAAAAGAUGAAAAAAGAUAAACACAAAAAAGGGGAAAGUCGCGCUGUGUUGAUGAAUGGUCAGAGGAUGCUAACCUCUGGCCAAUCGCUGAAGCGUAACCAUGAAAACAAAAAGUUUGUAACAAUGUUUUCAAAAAGAGCACAAGAGCAUGAAGGUGUCAACUUCCGCCGGCGCUUCGGCUGCAUGUUUUAAGCUGUAGAGAAGCGAAGCCAAGUACUGAAAGCUAAGAAGUCUUUGUGUUGGUCAUCCACCCAGAUGAUGACACACUAGCAGGAGAUAAGGAUAUACACUGGUUUAUAGGAGUGGCAUUAGUGAUGUCACAAAUACUGUGCCUCUUCGAUGCACUGACCUCAGGCACACGUAGGAUUUAAAGCAAGACACGCUCUGUUAGUUGUGCUGAUUUUGACUGCCGUGUAUCCGUCCAUGAACAUUUUUCUGGCUAAUGAUUGGACGAUAUCCUCCGUUUUGUUAUAACAAAGGUUAACUUGCACCCUUACUAAUCACAAACUUGACCUUUGCUGCGCUGUUUGAAUAUCUACAUUUACCUAGGUGUCUUUUUUUAUAUGCGAUUUAGUUGUUGUUUUCUACAAUCCAGUCACAUCAGAAAUAGUUUCAGUGUUACCACUCACACAUGACACAGAAGAAGGAUUUUCACCAGCUGUUUCUGUCGGGACAACGAUUAAUGGUUUAGUAAAAAUGUGUCCUUAAAAGUUGGAUAAUUUCAAAAGGUCAUUUUAUUUAUUGAUAUAUUUAUUGUAAUAAGAUAAUAGUUAUCUCUUACUGUUUAUAGCAUUGUCGAAUGACCCUGAAAAACACACACACAGUAUUUGUGCUGUCAGGAUUUGUAGCUCCAGGGCAAAAUGACUGAAAUCAAAUGUGUCAGGUUGUAGUUUCAGCUCGUAGCGUUUUGUUAGAUUCUCUUCCUGCUCACAGCGCUGGGUUUAGUGCAGCGCUCCGGUCCACGCCUCGGACGUGUCAGUGAUUUGAGUGCCGUCUCUUUCCGAGCGAGUUUCCACUGAGGCAACGGCGGGCGCAGUGUCGAAGCUUCCGUGAUGCCCAACGCUGGCUGCGUCUUUUCAAAUUGGGCUUUUUAGUGAGUCGACUGACCAGAUGGUCCCGUCAUAUCAGCAGCCACACAGGGUGCAGGUACGGAUUGUUUUGCCUCACUUAGAUUCAGACAAGAUGAAGGAAACCUUUUCUGGAUUCAAAAAGAAGUUUUAUUUCCCCCAAUUCUGCCCUAUGUAUACGUCCAGAGAGCUUAGAAGUCUCGCAAAUUAUAUAUAUGUAUAUAUGCAGCUAUAUUAACAGACUAAAAUGAAUAUAGUGAGGUAUGAGGUUAUUGAAGACUGAAAAACAAAUUUUUUUAACUCGAUUUUUUUUUUUUUUUUGCCCAUUUUUCUGCAGUUUCUCGUGUAUAAAGAAAAGAGUUACAGAGUUAUAUAUUGUUGCUAAAGAAUGAUGAUACAGUGCUGGCACUGCCAUCUACUGAAAGACAAUGAAAAUACAGCCUGCAUCAAUUUCUAGGGACCCUGGACGUCCUUUUUCAUUCUCCCUUUCCAUCCAGUUUUUCAGUUGGUAGCAUUUUAGUUUUCUUUUUUAAAAUCCCUAAUAGCCUUUCCUGGUGUUGUAUAGCAGUGAAAAGGCUUUCAGUGCAUGUUUUGUUUAUUUGGGCAAAUCAUGUUUUUGUAAUAUUUCUGUGGUUUGACAUAUUUAAUUGCAAUUCCUAAGCUGUUCAUUUAACAUCCUUUUAAUUGUGUUAAAAAAAAAACCUACUGUUCAUGAUUACCAUUAAGCCAUGUCUCCUUAGUUAUUGUUUGCUCGUCGAGGAUUUCGGAUAUGAAUGAUGCAAAUACAUCAAAGCUGUUUUUAUGUCAAUUUCAAAUAAAUGUU